Messenger RNA from Danio rerio (zebrafish), 1328 nucleotides. NCBI's taxonomy places the organism in Eukaryota, Metazoa, Chordata, Actinopteri, Cypriniformes, Danionidae. The record is from RefSeq and is a predicted model, not a curated record.
UGAGCUCAAACCAGAGCAGUCAUGCUCCUGAGUACCCGGACUGCCAAGAAGGGGGAAAUGAAGCCAGUCUGCUGGUGUCCCCUCUGGUGGUGGCUGGCAUCGUCAUCGGCCUGGUGCUCUUUCUGUCCUGCGUCACCAUCAUUGUGGGCAGUCUGCGCAAGGACAGUCGACUGCGCAACCCACAUCUGCGUGCCAGCUAUGCUCCAGAUGGCCUCUCAUAUGGUGGCUCCAUUGGAGAGCUGAGGUCCACUUGUGUUGAGGAUUUUCCUCCUGCUUUUGACUUUGACUCUUAUGUGGAGACUCUGUCUCAAGUCAACGUCAUGUACCCAGAUUCCCCACCUCAUUAUGAUGAGUGUGUGGGACAAGGGACGCAGAUAUAUGUUCCUACAGACGAUCCACCACCCUACUCCCUCACAGACCCGUGUCGGGAUCAAUACAUGGAGGAUCUCCCCGCUGGUGCGUCCUGGGUGUCCGCCAGUGGCUCGUCCCGUUACCCGAGCAGACUACAGAACUUCAGGCACCAGCCGGUGGCCUCCAUCUCUUUAUCAGCUUUACCUUUAGACGAGGCACCGCCAUACGAGGCAGUAAUGAGUGAACAAAACCAGCCUCUUCCCCUGAUGCCUCUGGAUCUGCUCAAACACACAACAGCGGACAGCAGUGCUCAGGACAGCGUUUCCCACCGGAUCCUGUAAUAAUCCCGGCACACUCAUGCAUCCCCUGUUAACCAAAACCAGCUUUGAGAGGAACUGCUCUGUGUGGCUGAGCGUCCAGAGCUGAAGAAGGCCACUUUACCUCUCUGAGGCCCACACAGACACUGCACCUCCUGCUUGACCUGACACAGCCAGAGCACAGGGCUAUCGACCACCCUUUUGUGUGCAUUACCUCACCUUGUCUUUUGGCUUGUAGUGUAAUUAGAUGUUAAAUGUGUGUCUUAUUGUUAGACAUGGAGUGCGGUCACAUUUACUGGUGCUUGGCACAAUUUUGCAGGUGAAACUCACUUCAGUGUGAUUGGUAGUUUUGCGUGAGAGCAAAGUGUAAUGCUGCAACACCAGAGGCUGCGCUUUUAGUUCUAGAACCAUUUUUUUAUUCAAUUCAAUUCUUGUUUAUUUCUAUAGAGCUUUUACAAUGUCGAUUGUGUCAAAGCAGCUUAACAUAGAAGUUCUAGUAAAUUGAAACAGUGUCAGUCCAGUUUUCAGAGUUGAGGUUCAGUUUACUUCAGUUCAGUGCAGUUUAAAUUUCAUUGCUAAAAGUCCAAACAUUGAAGAGUAAAUGUCCCAAAGUCCCAACCAACCAAGCAAGCCAGCCCUACUGAAAAAAACAGCUUAAAC